CUGGCUUCCCGGAGAGAGGAGACAUAUCCGAAAAGGGAAGGCGAGAAGACAAGAUCUGGCGCCCGGCAGGAUGUGGUAACUAUCGCCUCCUUUCCAGUAUACGGCCAGAGGCUGGUUGAACAAGGGUAAGGAUUUGGUGAAAAGGUUUAAAACCCGGGAUAUUGCGGUGCUGUUGUAAGCUUGAGUUGACUAUGGAUCUGGAGAAGUCUUCCGUUUGGGGGUCAUUCAAGCAAAGGACAAAGCCGUUAUUACAAAAUCUGAGCAUCAGAAGGACUAAGAAGACCACAACUAAGGUGGUGGAGAGAAGGCAGAGGCACCCCUUAGACCGCCGACUUAGUUCUUCUGUGCCCGAUAUGCUGAAUGUAGAAACUGUUAUUGAAGAAGAAACAAAUUAUUCCCGUUCCAAAGCCUUGUCCACUUACUUCCCAAGUGACUUUUCUGCGACGGACGUGUUCCUUCACAACUCAAAUGGCUCUUCCUUGAAAGAAACUGGAGAGGAAUGGGAACGGGGCCAAAAGGAGAUGGCACAUUUGGAAAGAGGGGAGAACGACACGGGGAAACCGGUCAUCUGCAUCCAAGGUUCAGAAGCCAAGAGGAAUUCCAGUGAUGAUUUCUUUGAUCUGUUACAAAGAAGUAGUUUCAACAGUGACCUUGCAGAAGAUGCUCUUGAGCAUUCUUUCAGUGGCUCCAACCUUGACUCAUCGUGUUCCUCGCAGGGCUUUGAUGGCCAGUGUGCACUUGAGGAAGGAAGCGAUUGUGUGAGUAAAUUGCCCAGCUCAUUUGCAUAUCUGUUAACGAUACAUCUAAAAGAAGGCAGGAAUCUGGUCAUCAGGGAUCGCUGUGGUACAAGUGAUCCAUACGUGAAAUUUAAGAUGAAUGGCAAAACCCUUUACAAAAGCAAAGUUGUCUACAAGAACCUGAAUCCUGUGUGGGAUGAAACGGUUGUGCUUCCCAUCCAAACCCUUGAUCAGAAACUCCGUGUGAAGGUAUAUGACCGCGACUUAACUUCGUCUGACUUUAUGGGUGCUGCAGUUCUAACUCUGGGUGAACUGGAGCUCAACAGGACUUUUGAGAAGGUUCUCAAACUGGAAGAUCCAAACAGCUUGGAGGAUGACAUGGGGGUGAUAGUGUUGGAUCUGAAGCUUGCUGUGAAGCAGGGAGACAUUAAAAGAAAUAAAUGGGCGAGCCGAAGAAAGCGCUCGGUGCCCAAGGCAAGCUUCAUGCGAAACUCUAGGCUGGAAGAUUCUUUACAGAAAAACCAACUGUGGAAUGGAACAGUUACCAUUGCUUUACUGGAAGGGAAGAAUAUCCCUGCUGGAGGGAUGACACAAAUAUUUGUCCUGUUAAAAAUGGGUGACCAGAAGUAUAAAAGCAAGGUGACUCUGUGUAAGAGUGCAAACCCACAGUGGAGAGAACAGUUUGAUUUUCACUACUUCUCUGACAGGAAGGAUGUGUUGGAGGUUGAAAUCUGGGGAAAGGAUAACAAAAAGCACGAAGAAAUCUUGGGAAUGUGCAAAGUAGAUAUUGCUGCACUCCCUGGCAAACAAACCAACUAUUUGGAACUGCCGUUGGAGAAACAGCCAGGGUCCUUGUUGAUAGGAAUCUCCGUUGUGCCUUGCUUGGGUGUUUCUAUCUCUGAUUUGUGCGUUUGUCCCCUGGCGGAUCCUGCUGAGAGGAAACAGAUCUCCCAACGCUAUAGUGUAAGAAACUCAUUCCAGAACAUAAAAGACAUUGGAUUUUUGCAAGUUAAAAUUUUAAAAGCUGCUGAUCUCUUAGCUGCUGAUUUUUCAGGCAAAAGCGAUCCCUUCUGUCUGUUGGAGCUUGGGAAUGACAGGCUUCAGAGUUAUACAGUUUAUAAAAACCUCAACCCGGAGUGGAACCAGGUCUUCACUUUCCCUGUCAAAGAUAUCCAUGAUACACUAGAAGUGACUGUGUUUGAUGAAGAUGGAGACAAACCUCCUGAUUUCCUCGGGAAAGUUGCCAUCCCUUUACUGUCUAUUAAAAAUGGUCAACAAAGCUGCUACACACUUAAGAAUAAAGAUCUAGAGAUUCCUUCCAAAGGUGUGAUCUACUUGGAGCUGGAGGUCUUAUUUAAUCCUGUAAAAGCAAGCGUCAGAACCUUUUCUCCGCGUGAAAGACGGUUUCUGGAAGACAAUCGCAAGUUUUCCAAGAAGAUCCUAUCGAGAAAUGUCGAUCGUGUGAAAAGAAUCACCAUGACAAUAUGGAACGCAAUACAAUUUAUUCGAAGCUGCUUUCUUUGGGAGUCCCCCAUAAGGAGUGUGAUGGCAUUUGUGGCCUUUGUGGUCACGGUGUGGCAUUUUGAGUUGUACAUGGUUCCCUUGGCUUUGUUGUUGCUGUUUGCUUACAAUUUCUCCUUGAUCACGCCGGAGAAAGCCACCAGCAUCCAAGACCCACAGGAUUGCAUCAUUUUAGAUGAAGACGAAGAUGACGACGACAAGGAAUCUGAAAAAAAGGGCUUAAUAGAAAGAAUCCACAUGGUUCAGGACAUUGUUAUAACCGUUCAAACUAUUUUGGAGGAACUUGCAUCUUUUGCGGAAAGGAUAAAAAACACAUUCAACUGGACAGUUCCUUUCCUCUCUGCCUUGGCUUGUUUAGUCCUUGCAGUAGCAAUGAUCGCCCUGUAUUACAUACCACUAAGGUACAUCGUUUUAAUCUGGGGCAUAAAUAAAUUUACGAAAAAGCUCCGGAAUCCCUAUGCCAUUGACAAUAAUGAGCUCCUCGAUUUCCUCUCCAGGGUGCCGUCAGAUGUUCAAAGGGUGCAACAUGCUGAAUUGAAACCAUGCAGCGGUUCCAAUCCCAUUAGGAAGAAACGGAACGCUUUGUAGGAUGCUGAGUUUGGAAUGCGGCAUUCUCCGGCACACUCACACACAUCCUCAUGCACACGGUGCUGUGCUCACUGCCUCCUAUCCUGGAUGUUUUGUCUGGAAAGACAUAUGUAAAAACCUCCUGCUCCAAAUUAACCCAAGGCCUCACCUUGAAUUGAGAUGGCGUUCCUCCUACUUACUCACACACCGAUUUUUACCCACACUAAGAAGAGAAUUCGACGUAUUGAAUCCUGAAUGGUUUUCAACAUGCCUGUUGGAUUCAAAACCAUAGGAGAGACUUCCUCAUAUUUUUGUAUAGCAGAAAAAGUCACGUUUUGCUUCGUGGGCAGAUCAAGAAAACUGAUAUGAGACAUUUUCAACCCCCUCAACAAAUUUGCAUUAGGAUACGAAACCAAUCCAUCACUUGCCCAAAUGACUGUGUGCCUAUGGUUUUCUAGCUCCAAAUCAGCCAAACUCUUGAUACAUAUCUUCUACUUCAAGCAAUGGAUGGUUUAGAUAAUUUUUGUUUCCUCAUAAUUAUCAGAUAUUGCUCAGCAUUCAAACGUUUUCUUUCUUUCUUUCCUUCCUUUUUUUAAAAAUAAUCCUGCAAUUGCUGCUGACAUAUUUGUUGAAAAUUGCCAAUAGCUGCUAAAUACCAUUUUGGAACUGAUGUGCUUUGAGAGCUGUCUGUUGCUGGCGACAGGCAUUUUCUCCAGGUUCCACAUAACAGGGCCACAAGGACUGGACCAACGGAUGCUAUUCAUUCAAUAUGCCUUUCAAGUUUCCAUUUUACCAGUCUGUUCAUUUUCUCCUCGAUUCCAACUUUCGAUGCAAUGGUAUGCACACACUACAUAGGCAAAAAUAUUUUUAAUAUAAUCUUAUAGGCAUAGAGAUGCAUGCAUUAAAGGGAUAUGUUGGAGAUAA
Molecule: messenger RNA, 3749 nt
Organism: Anolis sagrei ordinatus
Lineage: Eukaryota; Metazoa; Chordata; Lepidosauria; Squamata; Anolidae
Source: RefSeq, a predicted model, not a curated record